AUCCUGUCGACAAUUUUCACCUCUACAGUUGGCGACAAAAACUGGUGUUCACCUUGGAUCCUUCUAACAUGGGGCGUCUUUCCAGAAUCGCAGCGAUCGUAGUUUUGGCGUCAGCUGUGCUGUACGUGCCAGUACGAAGGUGGACAGCUGGAGGGGUGUGUGAGAGUCAGGCUAGGAUGGACGGCAAGACGGUCAUCAUCACGGGAGCGAACACGGGCAUCGGCAAGGUCACGGCCAGGGACAUGGCGCAGAGAGGUGCCCGUGUCAUUCUCGCCUGCAGAAGUCUGGAAAAAGCCGAGGAGGCUGCUAAAGAAAUCCGCAGUCAGACGGGAAACAAGAAUGUCGUCGUGCACAAACUUGACCUGGCGUCUCUGACAUCAGUGAGACAGUUCGCAAAGGUGAUCAAUGAUGCUGAGCCAAGAUUGGAUGUCCUGAUUAACAAUGCAGGUGUGAUGGUCUGUCCUAGAUGGGAGACAGAGGACGGCUUUGAGAUGCAGUUUGGAGUGAACCACCUGGGCCACUUCCUCCUCACCAACCUCCUCCUGGACCUGUUGAAGAAGACUGCCCCCAGCCGGGUUGUCACUUUGUCGUCUCUGGCACAUUCUUUUACCAGUGGCAUAGACUUUGACGACAUCAACUAUGAAAAGGACUAUGAUCGAAGGGAGUCCUACCACAGAAGCAAGCUUGCUAAUGUACUGUUCUCCAGGGAACUUGCCAGGAGGUUAGAAGGUACUGGGGUCAAAUCCAACUCCCUCCAUCCGGGGGUCAUCUACUCAGAACUAUACCGACAUCAAGAGGACUUUGUACGUGAAAUAGUUGGUACACAGGUGGCCAACAUGAUAAUAGAGAGAUUUUUUCGUAUGAUGGGAAAGACCUUGGAGGAGGGAGCCCAGACCACCAUCUGUUGUGCAGUAUCAGAGGAAUGGCAGAACACAACUGGUCUGUACUUCAGUGACUGCGUGCCCAAGGAGCCGUCAGCGGCAGGCAUGGAUGACGAGGCAGCUGCCAGACUCUGGGACGUCAGUGAGAGGAUGGUCGGACUCAAGUCAUGACGUCACACAGAGAAUGUCAUGGGUUAC
Branchiostoma floridae (Florida lancelet) is the source of this 1079-nucleotide messenger RNA. RefSeq names its product retinol dehydrogenase 13-like. The record is from RefSeq and is a predicted model, not a curated record. The transcript is spliced from 6 exons. The coding region runs from base 69 to 1052 and encodes 327 amino acids. Lineage: Eukaryota; Metazoa; Chordata; Leptocardii; Amphioxiformes; Branchiostomatidae.